Messenger RNA from Capsicum annuum, 1052 nucleotides. RefSeq names its product basic leucine zipper 4-like. The transcript has a single exon. Gene Ontology annotation, biological process: positive regulation of DNA-templated transcription. NCBI's taxonomy places the organism in Eukaryota, Viridiplantae, Streptophyta, Magnoliopsida, Solanales, Solanaceae. The record is from RefSeq and is a predicted model, not a curated record. Gene Ontology annotation, molecular function: DNA-binding transcription factor activity; transcription cis-regulatory region binding. Gene Ontology annotation, cellular component: nucleus. Bases 61 to 483 code for a protein of 140 amino acids.
AUUCUUCCCUUUUCUCCUUCCUUUCUCCCUCCGGUUCACUUUCAAAAAACUAUUAUCAUCAUGAUGUUUGAAGAUCCGGUUCACUACCAUCUCCCGGUUCAUGAAGAUGUUCUUUCACCUAGUGAUAUCGAUGAAAUAUUAUCUCUUUUACAACCCGAGCUCCCGGUUCAUGAGUCUACAUCCGGUUCAGAAACAACCCGGUUGGUCUUUUCCUUAGAAGAACGUAAGCGACGUCGAAAGAUAUCGAACCGGGAGUCAGCACGCCGGUCCAGAUUCCGUCAGAAAAAACACGUAGAUAAUCUUACGGAACAAGUAGACCGGCUUAAAGUCGAGAACCGGGAGUUAAAAAACCGGUUAUGUGUAGUUACUCAUCAUUGUCAAGCGGCUCAAAGUGAAACGGACCGGCUUAUUCUCGAGUCAAUUGUACUUCAACAACAACUAGCCGGUUUAUGUCAAAUCUUGAAUCCCAUGCAACUCCAAUAAUCUUCAUUAUUUACGUAAAAGAAAAAAAAGAAGCUAAAUCAUCGUCACAAUCAUUUCUCAAGAAUUCCUAAAUUGCCCUUGGUCUUAUUAUUUACUUUCUUCGUCUUAUAUUGCUCUCGGUCUGUCCAUCUGUCUGUGGAUCAUUCGCGUUAAUAUGCAUGCAUAAGAUUUGAAAAAUGAGAGGGAAUAGUGAAAAAAUGGUCCAUUUUGCAUGGGAUAAUACGGAUUUUGGAAUUUUAAUGAGGGUGAUCUUGACAAUUAGUAUUAAUUAGUUUGGCUGAGGCUAAGUUUGACAAGGCGUAAAUAUAUUCUCAUAGUAUAUGUGUCGAUAUUCUUCAAAAUAUUUUCGUCUUUACGCCUAGCCAAACAAAGUCUUACGUCUAGCACGUAUGUUGUCUGUUGUUAUCUUUUUAUGUUUUUAGUUUGGGUUUAUAAUUAAGCUUUUUAGGGUUAAGUGCAAAAGGUAUUUGUAAAUUAAAGUUAAAGGUUGUAAUUUCAUCAUUAAUGUAUAUAUUAGUCUAUGCUUUCUCUUUUUAUCCGGUUUGUUCGGUUUUAUGUAUAUUUUUUGG